AUGGGUCCUCAUGGACCGGGAGGCCCAGGGUGGGGCCCACCUGGAGGAGGCCCUGCAGGCUGGGGGCCGCUGCCUGGUGGACUGCCUGGUGGACCUGGUUUCUGGGGACCUGGCUUUGGAGGCUUCAUGGGAUCUUGCUUCUACGCUCUCUGCUGCUGCUGCUUGCUGCAGGACUGCUGCCCGCCGUUCCUCGGACACCCCGGCCCCGGCGGGCCGCCGCCCUUCUGA
Miscanthus lutarioriparius is the source of this 228-nucleotide messenger RNA. The record is from the annotation of a GenBank genome assembly. NCBI's taxonomy places the organism in Eukaryota, Viridiplantae, Streptophyta, Magnoliopsida, Poales, Poaceae.